AUGAUAAGUAAAAUAUUAAGGGGAAAUAACUUUUUACAUAUCAAGAACAAAAUUGAAGUAAACUUUUUUAAAUACUCAAAAAGAUAUGAAUCAAGAGUAAAAGCACACAGAUAUACAGGCAUAACAGCAGUAAAAACACAUGCACAAAAAACAGAAUGGUACUUGAAAGCUGAAAGAGAUUUUUUGGCUGAAAGAAGUCAAAUACCAAAUGGAUAUAUUGGCCUUUGGCAAUAUGAUGAUAUAAAACAUUUAAAAGAAAAUAUUAUAAAUAUGCUACAUUUAAACUGUGCUAACAAUAAACAAAUACAUAAAUUUAAAAAGUUGAAUAUACGAAGAUUAUUACAAAGAAGACCUUUUGAUACUGGAAGUGCACCUGUUCAAAUUGGAUGUUUGACCGAAAAAAUUUUAAAUUUAAGAGCUCAUUUAAUACAACGAUGUAAAGAUCAUCCUAAAAAGAGAACUAUGUCUAUCUUAUUAGCGAGAAGACAAAAACUGAUGAAAUAUUUAUAUAAAACCGAUUUUGAAUUAUAUAAACAUACUUGUAAUUUAUUAAAAAUUAAAUGUAUAUUAUUUGCAAUUCCUGAUUCGAGAGAUAGAGCAAAAGCAAUUAAUGCAGCAGCUAUUGAUGGAGACAGGUGUAAAUUUUUAAUUAGGCAAAAAUUGUGGAAAGGCAAAUACAGGCCUAGACCAAUCAAAAAUGCAAAAGGUCAAACAGUAAGAUAUACCAGGCACCCGAUAGAACAACCCCCUUCUGAUUAUGCAUUACCAAAAGAAUACAAGCCACAAAUAUCAAAUUCAUGGCCAUAUGGCGUUAAGGAAACCUAUCAAAAAGGACUUUAUACUAUUCACAAUCCCACAGCUCCAGGUUUGGGGUAUUGUCCUGUUCCAAUGUUGUUCUGA
Plasmodium malariae is the source of this 900-nucleotide messenger RNA. Its product is annotated as mitochondrial ribosomal protein S15 precursor, putative. The transcript has a single exon. Bases 1 to 900 code for a protein of 299 amino acids. Gene Ontology annotation, molecular function: structural constituent of ribosome. Gene Ontology annotation, cellular component: ribosome. The record is from RefSeq and is a predicted model, not a curated record. Gene Ontology annotation, biological process: translation. NCBI's taxonomy places the organism in Eukaryota, Apicomplexa, Aconoidasida, Haemosporida, Plasmodiidae.